AUGGCGGAGGGUCUCAAAGCGUCAUGCAAGAAAAUACUGCAGCGCUUGCAGCAGCAGGAUGUGGAGGAGUUUUGCUGCGUCUUAUGCACCCAGCACGUGCGCGGGCAAGACGCGCUGAUGCAGCACCUCAUUACUGAGCAUCAGGUGCACUGCCUUCACUUUGACAACGUGGUCGAUCUCCCUCGACUGCUGGAGCACCUCUCGACACUGCUGCACAGUCAUGUGGCUUUUCCUGCGCAGUGGGUGUGCCCCGUGUGCGGUGAGGACACCGCAUCGGAAAGUGUGGAGACCCUGGUUCGCCAUAUGCGCCUGACCGGACACCAAUACUGGAACCCGCACACAAUUCCCAGCAUGGCGACGUGGUGCGUAACGGGCACCUCUGCGCCCACUGGGCCGGCCGACAGGGCGUUCGCGGCGACGGCUACGCCAGCCAUGUGUGCAUCCUCUUCUCCGGCGCCGCGAGGGCCAGGGCGAGGCGACGCGGAUGAGGAGGUCACCGACUCGGAGUGGAACGAUAUCGAGGACGAGGAGGUGGACGAGGACGAGGACUGGAACUUGGAGUGUGUUUGCCUUUACUGUGACUACAGCGGAGAGGACGUCCUCCAGCACCUCAGGACCAAUCACAACUUCGAUUUCCGCGCCAGUGUGCAGCGGCGACCUGACUUGCACGACGAGUACGACCUGAUUCGUCUGGUGAACAUGGUCAGACGUGCUGUGUGCAGCGACCGCUGCCCGUACGGGGACGAGUGCGACGUUGACGGCAAGCAGAACGAUCGCGCUGCGCUAGAGGCGCACCUUGCAGUUCAGAAGGAGCACCGUCUGCCGCGGCGCGUCUCGACGAGCGACGCCGAUCUGAUCCCGGUCCUGCCCGGGGACGCCUUCAUCUCCAUGCUGGUAACGAGUGGUGAAGGCUUUCUCCAGGCUGAGGAGGAGGAUCCAGACUUCCCGAUGGUGCCCACGGUGCAGGAGCUAGCUGCGGCAGCGUCGCGCGCGCCGCACACGACGAAAUUGCUUUCGAGUACUUAG
This is a messenger RNA of Leishmania mexicana MHOM/GT/2001/U1103, 1026 nucleotides long. RefSeq lists its product as hypothetical. Bases 1 to 1026 code for a protein of 341 amino acids. The record is from RefSeq and is a predicted model, not a curated record. The transcript has a single exon. NCBI's taxonomy places the organism in Eukaryota, Euglenozoa, Kinetoplastea, Trypanosomatida, Trypanosomatidae.